UCUGCCACACCCGAUCGUCAAGCAGUCGCGCAACUGAGCGUCUUCAGACCCGGGCUUGUUCGUUGUCUUUGCAAAUACGGACUACACGAGGCUCAACAUGAGUCUGGCCAGGAAGUGAGUCGUGUAGAUUCAUGUGGUGGUCGAUGAAUGUUUGCUGAUUGCGGUUGCCCGGAACGUGCCCUCUUUUGUCAUCUCAUGGCCGUCUCUACCCUGCUUCCUCGUACGUACCUUGAUAGUCUCCUGGACGGCUGCCCCACGCCCUCCUCGUGUACGCCAACCUCUUCCUCUUCAACCGCCACCAUCGCAGCCUUCACCACUCAAGCCACCCUCGAUACUUCCCCUCCCAAUAUGUGCCAGUCCACCGAGUGCAACACCCUCGAUCGCAUAGCAGUUAUCGAACGCGCCUUCUGCUCGAACUACUCGUGCUGCAACCUUGUCCUGGCCGACCUCCAUGAACUACUCGAGCACUUUGAAGAGCAACAUGUCACCGUCGCGAAGGCGGGGGGAAAGUCGCCGAAACGGGGGAAGGGUAGCCCACGCAUCCGCCCCGCGCCACUGCAGCCGCUCCGUGUGCCUACGCCACCCCUCACCCCAGGCAGCACGUCUUCCGCCUCCUCAUCCUCCUCUACGCCGUCAUGCUCGGAGCCCCCCUCGCCAACCUCCUCACUAUUCCCCGUCUUCCCUACCGUUAUCUCGCCGGACGACUUCGACCCAUUCUCGCUGUCGCUGUUCAGCGCGCCGUAUGCGCCGCGCGACAUCCUCGACGACCUCCCACUAGCGCCCGUGCACGAGGCAACAAAACCUCCCGUGCAACCUCUGCUCCCGGCGUUGCCAAUAGAACAGCCUCGACCUGCCGCAUCGAUGCCGUCAGCCGUAAAGCCAACCGUGGUCGUACGACCGACCGAGAGGCCCGCCCCGACUUCACACCCCGUCCGCCGAGAACACGCGGCGCAAGCACGCGUUCAAGCCGAGCCCUACACAGUCCCACGAAAGCCGACGACUAGCAAGGACGCCCGACGCAGUGGGGGUCGCCGUCGCACCUCGCGUGUUCGCGCAUUCAAAUGUCCGAGACCGGGAUGCUGUAAGGUGAGCUGCCACAGGGUGCCACUCUCACCACCGUGUUUAACCUCGUGCAGACUUACUUGAACCCCAAUGGCCUCAAAUACCACCUCGAGAAGGGUACUUGCAAGUUCGAGUUUGACGAGGGAUCAUCGGAAUAUGCUACUGGCUCAGGUUCUGAGCAAUCGUUCGAGCCUUCGACAGACAAUUAUCGCGGCGUUGCACCUCCAGACUCGCCCGAUUCUACAUUGGAAUCGCCAUCGGCGUCUGUGGUCGACUCCAUAGUCUCGAUUGACCGGGACUUUAGCGUCUUCGUAUGAGGGGAGGAUAGUCGAUGGGAUAGGGGAAACUCUAUACGUCGUCCGCUAGUAGUUCUGUAUACCGAGACCGCGAUGGGUCCCCAAAAGUAAAAUGUGACGACGCAGUAUUAUUGUAUUAGGCAUUGUAUUUACUCACCGAUAUCAUGGGUCUUUACUGGAACGUGUUGUGACUUCUGUGAUUAUCUCG
This is a messenger RNA of Schizophyllum commune H4-8, 1566 nucleotides long. RefSeq lists its product as uncharacterized. Bases 148 to 1146 code for a protein of 332 amino acids. The transcript has 4 exons. NCBI's taxonomy places the organism in Eukaryota, Fungi, Basidiomycota, Agaricomycetes, Agaricales, Schizophyllaceae. The record is from RefSeq and is a predicted model, not a curated record.